Ruditapes philippinarum (Manila clam) is the source of this 7548-nucleotide messenger RNA. RefSeq names its product syntaxin-12-like. Gene Ontology annotation, cellular component: endomembrane system; membrane; synaptic vesicle. Gene Ontology annotation, molecular function: SNAP receptor activity; SNARE binding. Bases 199 to 1068 code for a protein of 289 amino acids. The record is from RefSeq and is a predicted model, not a curated record. Gene Ontology annotation, biological process: vesicle fusion; vesicle-mediated transport; intracellular protein transport. The transcript is spliced from 13 exons. Lineage: Eukaryota; Metazoa; Mollusca; Bivalvia; Venerida; Veneridae.
AUGUAUGUAUUCGUGUGUAAAUAAAUAUCAUGACGUCAUAACAUGGCUGUCUUAAUUUUUCGGAGGAGGAUGUGAAACAGAACUAUUUUGUAAAUUUCAACAUUACAUAGAUAUCCUGAUAGUUAUUAUCAAAUAUAUGAAUUAAAGGUCUACUUUAUACAUAACACUUAUAAGGAUUGAUUUGUUAAAACAAUAAUCAUGGCAAGUUACGGUAGAGGUUCGUUUGACCAGUUUUCAUCUUAUCAAGAUACUGGAUCUUCAGGUGGAAAUGAUAGUACCAGAUUGGCACAGUCUGUUGGAAACAAUAUACAGAAAAUAUCUCAAAAUGUUAAACAGUUGGAGAAGCUUGUUCAGCAGAUUGGAACACCUCAGGAUUCUGAGGAAGUGAGAGACAGAGUUCAUCAGGUUGUACAUUCCACCAAUGCCAUAGCUAAAGAUACAAAUAAAGACAUGCAGACACUGGCACAUCUACCAGCACCUGCUGAUACCCAACAAGCGCGGCAGUUAAAGAUGCAGAAAGAACGUUUAACUGAACAAUUUAGUGACAUCCUAAAGAAUUUCCAGACCAUUCAGAGGACGGCAGCAGAAAAAGAACGCGCCAGUAUUUCCCGAGCGAGAGCUGCGUCCAGUUCUAACUAUAGUCAACAUCGAGGCCCGUUAAUAGAUUUCUCGUCUGGUUUUGGUGAUGAGCCACAAGAUGACCAGUUUUCUAAACAAGGGUAUUCACAAACAGCCCAGGUGUUACAGAUGGAGAAUGAUGUUGACCUUGAAAUGAUUCGGGAGAGAGAAUCAGCCAUUAAACAGCUGGAGAGUGACAUUAUGGAUGUUAACCAGAUAUUUAAGGACUUGGGCAUGCUGGUUCAUGAACAAGGAGAGGUCUUAGAUAGUAUAGAGGCGAAUGUAGAACAUGCUACCAUCCACGUAGAAGAGGGCACAAAACAACUGAGUGCCGCCAGAAAUUACCAGUCGAAAGCUAGACGAAAAAAGUGUUGUCUCAUAGUAGUGUUGUUGGUUAUAUUAGCUAUUGUUGGUAUAAUUAUAGCUGUCACAGUAUCAAAUAAUAAUUAGAGUGAAAGUCUCAAACACGUAAGAAGCGAUGUAUUCUCGUGAUAUUUCUGUCAGUGAUCAUUAUCAUCGUUGCACUCAUCAUCUGGUUAGCAACCAAAUAGAAUGUGCUUGACAACGCAAACACAUCAUCAUCCUCCUUGGUUACAGUUGCUAGGAUACAAACAUGCCUGUUGAACAAACAAUAUUCAGUACAUGUAUAUCAUUAGUGAAUCAAGGAUAUGUCCCAGAAACUGAUUUGUGUUAUAUUUAUUUGUUAAUAUAUAUAUGUUACAGAUUAAAUUAAAUGAUUCUUUAUGAAUUGUUGUUACAAUAAAAAAAAUAGUCACAUUGGGUUAUAAAAUUAUGUUUAACAUUUUUCAUAAUUGUUCAUAAUAACACAUGUCAGCAGCACACCUCAAGAAGAUGAUAAAUAAUCAAAUGAUUUACUAAUAUAUCAAAAUCUCUCUUCAAAUACAUAAAAUAAAAUAAAUAAAUAGAAAUGUCACUUUAAAAAGUGCAUAUUUUUCAAUUUAUUACUUUAAAAAACAGACAGUUAUUUUUUUUAUCUAAAUAUACCUUCUUUAAAUAUACUAUAAAUUGUCUUUUCUAUUUUUUUUUCUGCAGUUACGUUAAUUAUGCAGUAGAUUAUGCAAAGAAAAUACAUGUUUUACUGACAGUUUUGUCAACAUUCUUUCUUGAAUUAAGUGGUCAAUGAUAAUGAACAAAUGACAUCAAUAUUAAGCAGAUUAUCUGGAUUAUGUUGAAAUUAAUAUAUAGAAGCUACUGAGAAUAUUUAAGAGAGGAACAUUAUAUAAGUUUAUGAUGGCAAUAUUGGUUUUACAUUUAUUGUUAAUAUUAUUUUGAUUUAAAAGUGAAAAUCUUUAAAGAAAUUUAUAGAACUUAUGUCCGAGGACAGAAUUGUUUUAAGACAUGUAUACUAAUAGCUGUUUAGUAUGAUGAAAAAGUUUAUCACAGACCAUUGCCGAUUUUGCAACUCCUCAAAAAAAUGGUAUUUUACAGCCUUGCAUAUAUUUUUGACAUGACGUCAUUUGCGUUAUACAAACAUGGUGUAAAUAGUGCGAAAUGUUAGCGUUACAUUGUAGGCGUGUUAAUGAAAAAUGAUCUUUUUUCACUUCAAACACUCUUUAUUUUUGGGUAUGUGAUAAAUAGAAUAUUAUAUUUGAGAAGGUCCGUUACUAAAUUUAUUGAAGUUGUUGAACAAAGUCAUAUGCUCACCAGGGGCUAUAUAUAUAAUUUUAUUCAACUUGUCCAAUAAAUUCAGUAUUGAACCUACACUGAUUUAAUAUCAUCUAUUUAGGGCAUUUCAUUUUACCAGUCUCAUUGAUGAAAGGUUGUGAGAUAUUCCUACACUUGUUUAUAAAAUAUAUGAGCCGCGUCAAGACAAAACCAACAUAGUGCGUUUGCGACCAGCAGGGAUCCAGACCAGCCUGCGCAUCCGCGCAGUCUGAUCAGGAUCCAUGCUGUUCGCUAUCAGUUUCUCUACUUGUAAUAGAGUUGGUAAGCGAACAGCAUGGAUCCUGAUCAGACUGCGCGGAUGCGCAGGCUGGUCUGGAUCCACAAACUAUGUUGAUUUUGUCGUGAUGCGGCUCAAUUAUAACAAUUAUUCAUUUAAACUUUAUACAUGCAUGGUAGAUUUCACUAAUGGUAAAAAAAAAAAAUAAUAGCAAGGCCCUAAAUUUUUUUUCUUUCUGGAAGAUGAUAAAGAUAAAUAUAUAAUAAUGUGACUAAGUUACCACGACAAUGUUCUUCUAAAUAUUGAUGACAGUACUAUGUGUUCUUAUUCUAGAGAAUGUGUCACUGUAUGUGCACAUUAUCAUCUGUGUACAUUGUUACUAAAUCUGUACACUACAGUGUGCAUAUAUGUACUGUUAAGUGUUCACAUUAUUAUUUUAUUAAGGAGAUAACUUUUGAAGUGUACAUGUACAUUAUCAUGUGUAUUGUUUUACUAAAUGUGUACAUUAUCAUAUGACUAUGUGAAACUGUGCAUACACAUAACCAUUCAUAUAAGCGCUAUUUUGUGUACAUUAUGUUAUGUAUUUGUACUCUGUACAUUAUCAUACAUAUGUGCACUAUUAUUCUACAUUAUCCUAUCAGUAUGUUUAAUCUAUAUGUACAUUAUCAUUUUAUAAAUGAUAAGAAUGUAUGAACAUUAUCGUGUAAUCACACAUAUAUGUGUGUAUAUUAAAAUCAGUUGUUUUUUUAUCAUACAUUAUUUUUUAAAACUUUUGUAGCGGGGACUUAUGUAGUCAGCUUAUUUGUACAUGUGAUUUAUUAUAAAGAUAUCCAAUUAUAUGACAUUUGUUACAUCCAUCCAAUAAAGUGGUAUUUAAAUGGCAUUAAUUGUUUUUGAAAGUGGAAAUGAACAUGUGAAUCUAUUUAACCAUUAAAAUGCAUGAAUAAAAAAAGAACAUUGUCACCAGUUUAGAGCCUAGGUAGACUCGUGUACAUGUAGAGUGAACAAGCUUUAUCUACCAAUUUUCAAAGUUUUAUUUUAAUAUUUCAAGUAAUUGAUAAUGAAGAGAUUGGUGAAAUGGAAGUCUGGGUAGGUGUGUUUAAGAAAUUCAGCAAGUGUUAAACUUUGAGAUGUGUGUAUUUUACAUGUACAUGGUAUGACAGUAGCAUCACCAUUAGGUAUAAAGUCUGGAUUUGUGUGUUGCCAAAUUGUUGUUGUCAUGGUAACUUGAAAAAAUGUUACAAUCAUGUAUUAUCAUUUUCAACUGAAAAUAUAAUUUUAAGAACAAAUUUGUUGCAGAAUAGAUUACUUUAGCAAUUUUAUUCUUUAGUUUGAAAAAAAAAAUGCACAGAAGCUUAAAAUUAUUAUUUAGUUUUCUUUUCUUUUUAUUCUUUUGUAUUUAUUAAUUGGAUACUAUGCUUACAUAAAACUAUGCCCAUAGGUUGUAUACUGUAUUAUGUUAAUAUAAAUAUAAGGACCAUUUUUAUUUACUAUAUGUUAAAUGCACGACUUUAUUAUAAUAUCAAACAUAUUUCCAUCAUCUUAUAAUGAGACACAUAAAUUUUAUUUCUUUGGUGGAAAAAAUAGAGUUUUAAAAAAAUGGAAAUUCUUGCUAAAAUACUGAUAUAGUAUAUAAUAUUUGAAGAUACUCAAUUGCCUCCCUUGAUGCUAGAAAAAUUAUCUUUGACUUAAUUUGUAUUCCUUUAGGUUCCUUAAUUUAAAAAUGGUUAAUUCAAAGGACUGGUAAAUAAUUAUUAAGAUGAAAACAUUGUAAAUUUUGUAUCAAGUUAAUUUGUUCAUGAAUGGAAGUGUGAAGAUGCAUAAUAAAACUGUCUAUAAGAAUUUUGCCUUGUUACUUUAAGGUGAUAUGUAGAAUAUCUGACAAAAAUACAACAAAGAUAUAAUUAGAAUCAUCAGAAAUAAAAUCUGUUUGUCAUGAACUUUAUAAAAGCUGGUUCAAAUUAUUUCAGGCUUUUAUCCUACCAGUCCAAAUGCAUACAAGUCUUAUACUAUUGGUUACUAUGUUUUAUCGUUAUUUGUCCAAAAGUCCCAAAAAUAUGUAUUUAGUUUGUGCAUAUGAUUUAGUUUUUGGCAAGUCUUUUACGCCAAUAAGUGUGAAAAAAGUGUUAAAUGUAUUUAUGUAUAUACAUGUAAUAUGGUAACACAAGUUUACCCUGAAAAUGGUUAAACAAGAUGAACAAAAUUUUGAAAAUAAUACCACGAAAGUUUUCUGUCAAUAUUCAUGAAUAUUUAUGACAUACAUAAUUAAAUGCAUGACACAGUGGUCAUGAAUAAUUCAUUACAGAGAAAAUUGUACAUACGGCAUAUAUGUAUUGAAAAAUUGUAUCAUAUGUUUAUAUGUUUAUGUAUUUACUGUUAUAUUAUUUUCUUUAUAACUAAAAACACUUAUGUGCAAUGCUUUGUUUACUCUUUAUUUAGUUAACUUGUUAGAUAAUAAUAUUGUAGUGAAAUUAUUAAAGGGACUCCACUGCUGUUUAAAAGCCUAAAAACAUAACAUUUGAAUUUCUUACAUAAAUAAGCUGGGGCACUUUAAGCAGAAAUAUAUGCAAAGAUAGAAAUAUACUUUAAAAUAAAUUAAAAUCGUAUUUUUAUGAUUUUCUUAGCCCAAUUUGAGUGAAAAGUGUUUAAACGCUUUUCAUUUUGGGUCAUUUUUUUACAAUUUGAAUAAUUAUUCUGGAAAAAUGAAGUGCGCAAAGAUUAGUGGUCUAAACCUACAUCAAAUGGUACAUUUAUCUGGAAAAAAUACUUUCAGUCCCAUCAUGUCAAAAAACCUCAGUGGAGUCCCUUUAAACUGCCGUUGGUAAAUUAAACAGAUGUUAGUUUAUUAACAAUAGCUAUUAUUUUUCAUAAUGUCUGUGAAAUAUGGGGUUUUGUCAGUGAGAUUAAUAAUAUCUGUCAUAUUUUGCGGUUCGGAUCGGAAUAUCCGUCCCUCGGUGACCCGCCCAUUGGGCGGUAACGAGGCUUGCCGAGUUACCGCCCAUGGGCGGGUGACCGAGGGACGGAUAUUCCGAUCCGAACCGCAAACAUAUGUCAGAUAUUUUUUCUUGCAUGCUCUACCAUAUUCCAUUAUAUUUUAAAGUCUUUAUCUUUAUUUUCAAUGAAAAUUUAUAGCAUUAAAACCGUAACUACUUUCAUUCAACAGCGUAUGAAUUACAAAAUCAUUCAUAACGGUAAAAUGCGUCAUCUUUAUCGUGCCAUUGUACAGCACGCGACUCAUCUGGAACCCCCCAUGCCAGAUGAAAUUUCCGGCAUGGGUAAAACUAACGGAAACGCCAGUCUGAUAUGCAAGAAAUUAUUUAUCUCAUUCACUGUCUACUAGUUAAUGUGAAAAAUUAUUUUUUUGUUUAAACUUGAAUUUUUUUUUGUGAAUAUAGAAAAUGUCUCAUUUGGCGUUGAAAACUGUUUCCUUGUGAUACAUGUUAAUUUGACAUAUGGCAUGAACAAUUAUAUCUUCUCAGUGAGAUAUAUUUUCUAUUUCAUUGGAAAGAAACAAAAGAGCCGCGUCACGACAAAACGAACAUAAUGGGUUUGCGACCAGCACAGAUCCAGACCAGCCUGGGCAUCUGUGCAGUCUGAUCAGGAUCCAUGCUGUUCGCUUACAAACCCUAUAACAAGCAGAGAAACUGAUAGCUAUCCAUGCUGGUCGCAAACGCACUUUGUUGGUUUUGUCAUGACACGGCUCAUAUGAUAACUUGUGUGACCUCUACAAUAAAAGGUCACAUACAUGUAUAGAUAAGACUACAGUCAAGUUAAGAAAGCAAAAUCCAUAACAAAAUUACGACUCAUUUUCUCUCUGCGAAAGAUUGAUAUAGCAAAUAUUUAUUAUCAAAUUUUAAAUAACUAUUACUUAUUAGGGGUGUACAUUAUUUAGAAUUGAGAGAUACAUUUCUUAGUUAACAUGAUAUAUAUCUCUGUUUAGUGAUAUAAAACUCUUAUUUAGUGAUGUUAAAUCUCUUGUUUAGUGAUAAAAAAAUCUCUGUGCUAAAAUGAAAAGAGUGUACAAAUGUUUUUGUGUCAUUUUAUCUUUUGUUAUGAGUUUGUUAUUGAAUUUUAUUAUGUUAGAUUUAUAAAACUAAAGGGCAAAUGUCUACUUCUUUGACCACAUUCCAUUUUGUCCUCUCUCCACAUAGAACACCAAAUGUUAUUUUGAAUGAACCAUAGAAAAUUUAUUCUGUCUUGUAUCUAAAUACUACCUACAUUUUCAUCUAAACUCCGCCUUCAUUUUUAUCUAAACCACGCCUUCUUUUUGUCUAUAGACCGCCUACAUUUUGUUAUACGUUUGUUAGUGUAUAGGAAAAAAGUCGAUAAUUGAAAAUAAUUGAUAAAUGUCUGGUAGAAGUCUUUUUUAUGAAAUUCCUCUUAAAUAACUUGUAAAGUUCUUUACUUAGCAUUCAAGUUCAAAGAUUUCCAGGAAAGACAUAGUUUAGAUUUCUAAAAUGGUUGUAUAGUCUGAAUAAUAGAGAUAUUUAAUUUACUUAUUUGAUUUAAUUUAUGUAUACAUGUAAGUAAAAUCCUACAAUAAUGAUGACCUUUACAUGAUCUUACAUGUUGAAAUCUUGUUGCACAUGUGAUAACUUUGUUUAAUUGUAUAACUUCGUCUUUAACACCAAGUAAAUGUAAAUGCAUUAUUCGUCAGUUUAAGAAAAAAGUUCAUUUUGUAAUUUAAAUUUUGCAACAAAAAUUUUUAUUAAAGGUAAAAAGUUCUUAUACUUAAUACUAUGAAUAGAUUGUCUAAAAUACCGGGUAAAUAGAAAUAUAAAUAAAUAAAAGCUUAUCAUAUGAAACAGAUUUCAUUACUUUUGUCUCUCUAUUAAAGGGAAGUAAUAAUUUGUGAGGUAAAGUAAAUGUUUUCCUGAGAUGUAGCAGUUAUUUCCCUUGUUUUGAAUUAUACUUAACGGGUGUAUAAAUUAUGUUGUUAUUUCAUUAAAAUAAAAUGGACAAAAACUGCUUUUUUCCUGACACAUUAAUAUAGAUGGAUAUCGAGAAAUAAAAAGUAUAAAUUAUCA